AUGGCAAGCCAAGGAAAGCAGAUUGCCGCCGGCGGCAAGGAGGAGACACUGGCGAACCCUCGAGGAAUUCCCACAGCCCCGUUCGUCGACAAGGUUGAGGACUAUGUCACGUCGCGCGGCGAGGUCGAAGGCACACUGCAACGCUUCCAGGAGCUGAUAUCCAAGUACCAAUUUAUGGAAAUGAACCUCCAAAGGCGCAUGGCUGGCCUCAAGGAUAAGAUACCAGAUAUUCAGAAAACGUUGGAUACGGUGCAGUUUAUGAAGCUGCGCAAGGACGAGAGCGAACCGAUCGAAACCACAUUCGAGCUCAACGACACACUAUAUGCGCGCGCGAAUAUCCCCCCCACCGAAGAAGUUUACAUUUGGCUUGGAGCCAAUGUCAUGCUCUCAUACCCCAUCAAUGAGGCCCAGGACCUGCUCGAAUCAAAGCUCAAGUCAGCAAAGACCAGCCUGUCACAUUGCGAAGAAGAUUUAGACUUUAUUCGUGAACAAAUUACGGGCCACGUUUGCGCAUUGCGUGUCGAAUAUCUUUUAAACCGGCAUAUGCACACUUCGAUACGAUGGUAUGACGAUACGAGACAUACCGCAGACCACCGGACUGCAAGGGCUUGGUCAUCAGCCGCUGCUCCCGCCCGAAACGCGAUUGCCUUGAACGACUAUGACAGCACGCGGAUACGCAAUGCCACAACCGUGACAAAGGAAGAUACACGACGUCCGAAGAUUCGCAACAAGGUCCUCGUGAAACUGCGGCAUGCGGAUGGGCAAGAGUACAGCCACAUGCAGUUCCUGACGAAAAUCUUGGAGCGCGAGAAGAGUGUCGAGCCUUGGGAACUUGCUGCUGCGCAGUCACGCGACAAUUCGAUCCCAAUCAUUUUGGCACACUUGAUAUUGAAGAACCGCGCGGCGGAAGAAACUGCGGACGGCAAGCAGCUGUCAGAGCUGCUCCCGUCUGAAACGGAGAUGGGACAAAGGAUUGAGGCCAUCAAUCAAAAGCGUCAACUGGAACAGGACACUCUGAGGUCAUGCGCACAUAUACUAUCCGGGAAAAACGACGAUCAACGUUGUCAACGGCUGUUGGAGUAUGACGGCCAGGUCCCAGUCCAUGUGCUGCUAUUUCUUCUACGACGAGAUUCGGCACUACGUGACAUCUCUACGCUCCGAAGCCUUAUCGAACGGUAUAAAGUCGACGGCAUAUUAUUACUCAAAAGCCCCUAUCCAGGAUCUGUCGCGCGAGGGCCAAAUUAUUUGAAGAUUUUAUCCCUGCUUGAGAAACACAUAGCUCGGACAGAGCCAAGACUACUAGUCAACCUUGCUGAAGCAGUCUCUUCCCAUAUGACACAAUACGUUGAGACAGGAGAUUCCGCAAAGAGAUAUGUCAAGUGCUGCCGACUUUUCAACAAUAUACUCCAGAUAUUCCAACCCGAAUCGAACUCGCUAGUGAAGCAGCUGCCUGUGGCUAAUGCCUACUUCUGGGAAUGCCAACGCAUUCUGCUGACAAUGUCCGAAACUUUUGAGCGGCCGCUGCAGGUCAAUGGGGAUGGGUUCCGCACAAUCCGAAAUACUCUGGCAGGUAUGCCAAAGAAUGAAGCAGAAAAGCACAGCGCUUUGCUGCAUGCCCCCUCUUGGCCGCCAUAUCUAACGCCCGGGGAUGGAAUGGACGAAAUAACAGACCCCGAGGCCAACUGGAGCCGGACCGUCGAGGCAGGCAUGCUCAUGCAGGAGGCUGGCUUUGCAAAGUCUGAAGCUGAUGACAGCCUGGACAUUCUAAAAGGAAUGGCACCCAAUGGAACUCCGACGAUACAGCAGCGCACGCUUGCGGGCAGCCAUCGAACUAUAAGCACGUGGGAGGCGUCUAUUCGCGCAACGCGGGACGCCCAUGAGGCGUGGGCACGAUUUAAUGAUGAUCCGAGCCAGGGUGCGACAGCCGGAGUAAACGAAUAUGCGGCCAUGUUUGAGAAACUCACACUCAGAGAAGUCGCCCCCACCAGCAAGCUACUUCCUGGAGACAAGGCACAAAACUUUCCUGCCUACCGGGCUGCCAAUCUUGCAGAUAUCGAAUGGGCAAAGUCUCGACCUCCGAGUGUCGAGGAACUCUACAGCCAGAUGCGCCAAGCUGACAUCAUACCCAGCGGGCACUGUCUAUUUAUUCUAGUGUCCAAUGCACCAGACUUGAAUACCGCGCAUCGCUAUCUUGAAACAGCUGCCGAGCUCGACCCGGAUAUUUCUAGCCUUAUAUCUCCCAAGAUUGAACGAUCUGCACUGCGGCGCGUCGGCAUGGGGCUCUUCUCCGCUUACAUCAACAUGCUCGCGAGGCGAGAUGACCUGUCUGGCUGGGAGAACUUGCAACGAGCUAUUUCCUUGGCAGAGGCGCGUCUGGGCAAUAAGCGCUCCCGCUGGGCCUCGUUGAUCUGGGGAGCCAUCCUGAAGGGCGCCUCGAGGCACCACUCGGCUCUGCGAAUGUCCCAGUCUGACCAAGUUGAGCUAAUCAUGGCCAUUGCAAAACGGAUAGACCGGGGCAACAGACUCAACCUGGCCAACUUUGCGGAAUUAAAUAAAUCUCUUCGAAAACUGAUACGGUACGAUCUGCGUAGCCUAGUCAGCGAUCUACAACAAAGCGAGAAUUCGACGUUGAUGUCUUCAUCGAAACAGCCUUUACGAGCCCUUUACGAGGCGGCUUUUGACAACGAAGGCAGAGUCAAGGCAGCUGACGAAUAUGGCGAGCGAGCGCCGCCUAUGCCAGGAACACUAAAGUCGCUCAUGGAGUACAUCAAAUCCGAAUUUGCCAAGAUGCAGGCACGAGAAAGGUCGUACCAGGCGGCGGCACGCGACAAUUACAUAUCGCCACUGGACCGCAUGCUCUCUCGCAAUGACGUGGUUCGAAGCGAGCAUGCGUUGGAGUACAUGAUGACGCUGGGAUAUGCUGGUGAAUUUGACGAGAUGAAGAAGCUGCUCUUGUUUCUUAUACACGAAUGGGGCCAAGCAGAUUUGGUGCAGGACCUGGUGGCACUUGACGAGUUACCGCCGUCUACCGACUUUUCUGAGCUCUUGUGCGUGUUUCGACUUCUCGGCGAGCCGAUGCUGGGCGGGCCCGUCGUGGCAGAGGAGGCGCAAGACGCGAUUGUUGAGACUGGGCUGCCGUGGACAUGGCCGGACACCGCGGCCGUGGAUGCCUAUAUGCAGAUGCACCAACAUGAUUCGAUUCGCCACGUCCGGGGUGUCUUGGCUUAUAUCCAGGCCCAGAAGAGGACGGCAGCACAGACACGGAUGCACCCUUUGGGGCCCAACUGUUGA
Cordyceps militaris CM01 is the source of this 3291-nucleotide messenger RNA. RefSeq names its product prefoldin subunit 3. The record is from RefSeq and is a predicted model, not a curated record. Gene Ontology annotation, biological process: protein folding; microtubule-based process; tubulin complex assembly. Bases 1 to 3291 code for a protein of 1096 amino acids. The transcript has 6 exons. Gene Ontology annotation, cellular component: prefoldin complex; cytoplasm. Lineage: Eukaryota; Fungi; Ascomycota; Sordariomycetes; Hypocreales; Cordycipitaceae. Gene Ontology annotation, molecular function: tubulin binding.